GACAGAUAGAGGAAGAAAUAGCUAGAGAGAGAGCGAGAGAGAGAGAGAGACAGACAGUAAGAGAGAGAGAGUAGGGAAGUGAGUUAGACAGACAGUGACUGCAGAAAGGAACUGGAGUGUCAGAUAUAGAGAGGGAAAGAGAAGAGAAAUUGACGAGCUGAGAGCGACGGAGGUGGUGGUGGCCCAAUGAGGUUUGGAGUAUGUUUUAAUGGUUAAUCCUUGAGAACGGAAGUCUUGUACCAGUCACAGGUGGGGAACCAUGCCGAGUAGUUGUAUUGUGAAAGGUUGCAAGAGUGUCCAGAAGAAAAACCAGGCGAUCCAUUUUUACCGGUUGCCGUGGAAUGACCGUCCACUGUUGCGAAAGUGGGUGGAAAGAGCCGGCUACAACCUCAAUGAUCCCAGCGACGUGGAGAGAAUUAGUAAAGAGAGCAGCAGGGUGUGUAGUCUUCAUUUCAAGAACAAUGUUCGGAUGGGAAAAAAAGAUUUGCCUCGGAUCAACCUACUCGUGUAUGAACAAAAUAUACUCCAAGAAGCUGCUCAGUCAUUACUGGAACUUUCCGGAGCAACUUCAGUGUAUAGUACUGUCCAAGGUCCUUCAGACAGCAACAACAAUAUAUCACCCACCAGAAUGGGGCCAUGUCCACAGAAUCCCGGUAAUAAUCAGCUCAAUCAGGCUACAACUUUAGCAACAGUUGCAACCCCAGAACAAACUGUUGCAAUGGUUGUUCCAGCUGCAACUCAAUACCAGAGUGAAACGGUGAUCACCUACACACCUGACACAGUGGUCACCUAUUCUCCCAUGCCAGAGAGUGCUGUUGCGUACACCUCUGAGUCAGUGGCCACAAAUGGACCAAGCAAUAUAACUUAUGAACCUGAUGCUGUUGUCAUGUACGCCCCUGACUGUGAAAGUUAAUGUCAUUUGAAACCUUUACCUUGGUUUACUGCUAGAUUCUACUGCUGGUUAAAUUGGUAUUCAAUAACAAAUUUAGUGAAACUUACCUUCCCAUAGAAAAAGAAAACCCAUCAUUUAAGGAUUCUACAUUCUGAAUUCUCCCUCCCUUCUCCUCCCAAUUUAUUUACCUACCGUCUUCUACCUGGUUGUAUAUUAAAAAUCUCCAUUAAAAUAGAUUCCAUUUAGAUUUUUAAAUAGUUACGAAAUUUAAACUCGUCUAAAAACAAAAAACAAAAAAAACUUUGUGAGAAUUACAGAUAUACAUGGUUUUGAAACAGAAUUUUUUUUUUUUUAAUUUAAAAAAAAAAGUCUUUUCAUGUCUUCCUUUCUUCAAUAUCGAUUAUUUUCUAAUAAAAUAUCCAGGGUCUACUCCAACCCAUUUGAUCCAUUUUUAACAGCAAACAAAAUUAUUGACUUAAUAUUGACUUAAUGGUUUUUAGGUCAAUAAUUUUUGUAAAAAAAAUCUUUAGAAUCUCUAAUUUUUCUUUAUUUCUUCUAGAUAAUUGAUAAA
Molecule: messenger RNA, 1463 nt
Organism: Octopus bimaculoides (California two-spot octopus)
Lineage: Eukaryota; Metazoa; Mollusca; Cephalopoda; Octopoda; Octopodidae
Molecular function (GO): sequence-specific DNA binding
Source: RefSeq, a predicted model, not a curated record